This is a messenger RNA of Homarus americanus (American lobster), 1191 nucleotides long. Its product is annotated as tubulin polyglutamylase complex subunit 2-like. Lineage: Eukaryota; Metazoa; Arthropoda; Malacostraca; Decapoda; Nephropidae. The transcript is spliced from 5 exons. Gene Ontology annotation, biological process: protein polyglutamylation. The record is from RefSeq and is a predicted model, not a curated record. The coding region runs from base 196 to 1098 and encodes 300 amino acids.
GUAACUUUGUAUACCUGUGUCUGUGUCUCCGUGUGUCAUCUGUUUAAUUGUUUAUACUUAUCUACAUCCUGAGGGGAAUAUACCAGCGAUAAAAUAGAAAUAUUUACUUUACGUUUUAUAUAAUCUAGAAUUUAUUAGAAAAGAAAAAGCAGAGACAAACACAAGGUAUAGAUUGACAAGUUCACAGUGACUGGGAUGGACGUCAGAAGGGAGAGGGAUUGUAAUUUUGUCACGGAUCUUACCUUGGGACUGGUCGACACGCUUAGAAGCGUGGGGGGCGUGCAGGACGUGAGCGUGGUGGUGCGAGGGGGCGUGGAGCGCUCGGCCGUGGUGGCGUGGGAGCAGCGACACAAUGUAGUGCUACCUGUGUCUCUCAGGGCCCUGUACACUGCCACUGACGGCUUUAAGCUCACCUGGAACUACGCCACGGCAGGGAAGGUUCUGCCUCUGGGGAACAUGGAAGUGCACCCCUUAGGACGAGUCAACAGGCUGGGCAGCGGCCGGGGGAGCGGAGACCCCCUAGCUCCCUCCAUCACCGAUCUGGCACUAGCUGAAGACCCACCAGCACCCGCCGAUCCUCUCCGACUAGGGAUGACCCGCACCUCAGCUCCGGCUCUCCCAACCUUCCAUUCCUCCAAGAUGUUUGAGGUGGACAGCUGUCAGGGUUAUGGUAGGGUGGUGGUGGCGUACCCUGGGCGGGGGGAGACCUUCGGCGAGGGCUCCUAUUGGUUCAUCGACCUGUCCCUGCGGCCUCACCUGCUGGCACCUGACACUCACACCUACUGGCGCCUCAUGCUGGCUCACCUGGGGAUGCCUCAGUGGCAGGCCCUCGUCGCUGGGAUCGGCAUUACGCCUUGGGCACGGCAAUGGUACGAGGUGGUGGCUGGGUACCUACUGGAAGGUCCACGGCCUCCCAGGGUCUCUCAGGCUCAGGACCUCGUCAACAAGCUCGACUGGUCCGUCUUCAAGACCAAAAAGACCCAGAAGACCAAGGUGACCAAGGACACCCCGAAAGAGUCCGCCACCGGUAACAAGGACAACAUCAACAAAGACUCUGGCAAAGACACACCGAAGGAUACUGGGAAACAAAAAGAAUAAUGGACAAAGAAAAUAUUUGACGUUUGAUUUAUUGAAUUUUCUUCUGACCGUCUUCAUUCAUUUUAAAUUUAUUUCUACUACUACUACUACUAC